UCCAUUUUUCCACUCCACGUGUUGUUCCGCCAGUUUUCGUGUUAUCGUGUCGAAGGUGCAUCAGGAAACAGACACAGGCGGAAUCGUCAGGUGCGCGCAGCAUCCGCAGGACCGGGCGCGUUCACGCGUCGCGGGAGAGCGGGACGGAGGAGGAAAAAUCGGACUUCUUGACCAUUGCAACAAUACUGGGGACUGGAAUCUUAGGUCUUCCAGUAACGAUAGCCCAUGCCGGGCUGGUGCCUUUCCUCGUCUCCUUUCUCAUCGGCUUCUUCGUGCAGGGCUUGCUUAUCUACCUGUUUGUAGAACUUCUUCAGAAAUGUCAGCUCGUGCAGCUGGAAUCUCUGAAGACAGGUGUUGCCGAGUGCAUUGUGAUGGAUCAAGUGGGCGUAGAGGAUCCUGCCCCCACAGAGGAAGAGGAUGAAGAUGACAGUGAGAAUGCAGAAGCAGAUACAGGUUUACUGCAGACUGAUCCAGUUGCUCUGCACAGCCAAGCUGACGGUCUGCAACCCAACCUCCAUCUGCUCGGCCGCCUCUUUCUCUCCCGGCCCAUGAGCCACGCUUUCAACUGCAUCCUCCUCUUCCAGUUCGUUUCAAUCGGAAUCAGUUACGUUUUAGCCGGCAGCGAGGCCUACGCUGCUCUUUUUAACAUCAGCCACAUCUAUGUCAUCCCAGCCUUCACCUGGAUUCUUACCCUCGCUAUCUUACUGGCCCACACAGUCAUUCAGCCAAUUACUUCGCUGCUCACCCUCCUGAAAGGAAUCCUGCUCAUUGUCACGGUGGCUGUGACAUUUGCAGUGGGGUCAGAGGUCGGCCUUCAGAGCAGCAGCGACUUCAGUCAGAUGGGGAAACCUUUCCUAAUGGGCACAGUGGCUCUGGGAGGGAUUGUAAACGUGAUGCCUCUGCUCUUCUCACAGAUCUCACACAACAGAACACAGAUCCUGUGGUUUCGGAGAGCAGUGCUUGCAGGUCUAACAACCUGCACGGUGCUCAACAUCCUCUGGUGCUGGGCCGUGCUGGAGAUUGUCCCCCAGACGUCGUUACCGGAGAGACCGCUGGUAACCGAGACGACAGCUCAGCCUGAUUCCAGGGGCCCUCCUUCCUCCGCCUCCCCCAGCCUGUACACCAACAUCUCCCUAGAAGAGUCUGAGAAAGCAGGAGAGAUCGCAACCAUACCCCUGACAAAGAUUAUCCAUGAACGCUACAGGGCUUACUCGUGGGUGGCUGAGCUGAUCCAGGUGUUCAUAGCCAUGAGCGUCACCGUGUCCUUCCUAGUGAUGGGAUCUGCCAUGAAACACACCAUUGACGGUCUGGUGAGCUCUCUGUGGAGCAGCAGACUGGAGUGGCUGUCCAAAGCCUGGGAGAGAAACCUGCCGAACAAACAGCACAUCUGCUCCGCGAAAAGCGUGGCCAAAGGAUUCAUGUCACUUCUUGGGUUUAUUGUCAUCUUCGUUGUGUCGGUGUGUGAUCCCAGGGGUUUCGUCGUCAUGCUGGACAAAGUUGUGUCGUUCUCCCUUAACACCGAAGUGGGACUGUUUGUCUUCAUCAUGCUGAGGGAGUCCAGAGAAGACAGAUUCCAACACCUCGCUGUCCCUCUGCCAGUGGGCGACUGCGUGUUCAGCCUCAGCUGGCUGCUGCCCACCUACUUCCUGUUUGCGGUGACUUACGACGUCCUGCAGACCCUGGCAGACGUAGCUCAUUACCUCCACCUCUACAGCCACAUGCAGGAGCCGCACGUCCACAAUCUGACCGGGAGUUUAGCGGCGGCGGCAGCAGCGUCAGCCGCCAACCUCUCCAUGCUGCUCUGAUCCACGAGCAGCCAGACAACACAAGGACUAGUCGAGAGUUCACGUUGCCAAACCUCACCCGUUAGUGAGCGCUUUUAUCUUGUAGUCAAGAUGCAUUUUUUUUUAGGAUAAGCGUGAUGGGUUUUUGACGGCGUCUUCGGUGGCCACUUGCACUUUCCUCAGACUGUUCCUCUGCGUAACAGCAUGUCCAGAGGUGCAGCAGCUGCAGGGGGACGCUCUAUUAUUUCUCCCUUUAGCCUCACCAGCCACUCCUGUCUACAAUGGAGAUGUUCUGCACACACCGAGCCAUAUUUUACACUUUACUGUGAAAAUGAAAUGUGCACACAGACGUCAAGAUUAUUUAUGCUCAGCGAUUAGAGGCUCGCAGUGGUCUGCUCACGUGCAUGUCCACAAAUCCAGUGCGUUUUUUUUUUUUUUUUUACUCAGGCAUGUUCCUCAGUUCCUCCUCACACAAGCAAAACCUUCACAUCAGUUUAGAGUUUCACCGAUCAGCCACAACAUUAAAACCACCAACAGGAGAAGUUGAUGACAUUGAUCAUCUUGUUCUGCUGGAAAACUUUUGGACCUGACAUCCAUGUGGAUGUUACUUAGAUGUAGCACCCACCCAGACUAGA
Mugil cephalus (flathead mullet) is the source of this 2419-nucleotide messenger RNA. RefSeq lists its product as uncharacterized. The record is from RefSeq and is a predicted model, not a curated record. The transcript has 18 exons. NCBI's taxonomy places the organism in Eukaryota, Metazoa, Chordata, Actinopteri, Mugiliformes, Mugilidae. The coding region runs from base 372 to 1805 and encodes 477 amino acids.